Molecule: messenger RNA, 288 nt
Organism: Phytophthora sojae
Lineage: Eukaryota; Oomycota; Peronosporomycetes; Peronosporales; Peronosporaceae
Exons: 1
Molecular function (GO): DNA binding
Source: RefSeq, a predicted model, not a curated record
AUGACCAUCACCAAGGUCGUCACGAGCGACCUGUUUGAAACGGGCCCAGCGAACCAGCGUCGAUUGAUUCGCAUGAACCAGCGCUUUUCGGGGUGUGGUGACAACAGGAACCGGAAGUCGUCGAGGAUCGGAUGGUGGACGACCGAAGAGCACGACAAGUUCCUCGAGGCCAUGGAGCUGCAUCCAUUAGGUCCAUGGAAGAAGAUCGCGCAGCAAAUUGGCAGCAAGACCACUCGUCAGGUCAUGACCCACGCGCAAAAGUACCGACAACGUAUCAAGCGACGCGAA